Fonsecaea nubica is the source of this 1425-nucleotide messenger RNA. RefSeq lists its product as hypothetical. The record is from RefSeq and is a predicted model, not a curated record. NCBI's taxonomy places the organism in Eukaryota, Fungi, Ascomycota, Eurotiomycetes, Chaetothyriales, Herpotrichiellaceae. The transcript is spliced from 2 exons. The coding region runs from base 1 to 1425 and encodes 474 amino acids.
AUGACGGUGAACUUCAAACCAGAGACACAGUACAUGGUAGCGGAGGCGUUGGUGGCGGAAUUUCGUUGGCUCGGCGACAGAGCCUGGCAGAGAGAGCGCAAGGCAGACAGGCGUCGGGUCCUGUGUACACUCCAAGCGCUGAGAUUGACGUGCCGGAGUUUGGGACAAGCCAACAUCAUCAAGGCCGCCAUAUUCGAGGAGAUCACGCUUCAGGCAACGAUACUCGAAUUCGACCGCCUGACACCGACCGCAAUCUUGUCCCUUGCGCCCUUCGUUCGAAAAGUCAAUUUUCUACCCACCCCAUUUGUCACCAGUCUGGAUCUUGGUGCAUUUACCAGAGUGCUUCGGGUCUUGUCACAACAUGAAUCAAACCUACCCCUUCGAUGCCAAAGACAUGUGGCGAGACAAUGGGGUGACAUCCCGACGACGGAAGCCGGAAUCGCAGCUGCUUUCAGGGCUCAUGGCGAACAAGCCAACGUGGAUGAAUAUCUUCUAACUUGUGGUGAACUGCAAUGUCUGUGGACUGCGGCGCUUCGAUCCUUCCAGCAUGCGAACAGUUUUGAACUACUCUCAGUCUUUGGCAGCCACCCACUGGAUCCAAGUGAGCACCCCGGAAGUCUCCACUGCGACUCGUGCCUGGAAUCCAAGUACGCACUAUUCGACCGGACGGGGGCCUCCGAGGGACAAAUGCUCCGGACGGCGAUCCAGUGUCUUGCGUCCUCCAACGCGCAGAUCAAGACUAUGUCAAUCCAUCGAUCUCUUGCGCAGCAUUUUCCCACAUGGCCGUCUGCUUCGUGGAACCUAUUGGAUCUCAGUAGCCUCAAAACCUUCAAAUUUCCAGACCUGGAGAUCGUGGAAGAUGAUGACGACGAGCACUUCGUAGAACGAGACGCAGCAGUGGAAAAUUGCUUGGUGCAGUUCCUUCGGAAGCCUCUCCCUAACCUACGGGAGUUGAGCGUCGACCACCUGGCGCCCGAGCCUCGCAUGACGCUGCCAUUACUUCCGCUGGGCUCCCUUGCCCAGCUUCGCAGCCUGACGCUCGGAGGGUUAACACUCCAGGUCUCCCGCCUUGCAACGAUCAUCACAAGUUGUGUUGCGUUGGAAGACCUCUCUCUGAGGCACUGCCAUCCUCAGGGACCUGGAGGACGUGUUCUAGAAGGGCCGGGAGAUGAUGCGUGGCGGCCGCUGUUCGACGCCUUGUCUCAACAUCUAAACUUGAGACGUGUCACGAUUGUCGACGAGUGGGACGCUGCUAACAACCAAGGUGUGAUCGGCGCUCCUUCCAAUGCCAACACUGUCGACACCGAAACCUAUCGGGUCAGGCUCCACACCGGCCUGGCAGCCCAUCGAACUCCAGUAAUCGACGGGGUAUGGGAUGUGGCAGUGCGUGCCUUCCUGGAACGGCAGCAGCAAGAUCCGCAGUGA